Molecule: messenger RNA, 918 nt
Organism: Nilaparvata lugens (brown planthopper)
Lineage: Eukaryota; Metazoa; Arthropoda; Insecta; Hemiptera; Delphacidae
Product: piggyBac transposable element-derived protein 4-like
Source: RefSeq, a predicted model, not a curated record
AUGACGUACACUAUGAAGAUGGAAAUAUAUGCUGGUAAACAACCAGCAGGUCCAUAUUGUUUGAGCAAUAAACCAACUGAUGUAGUGAGACGAAUGGUUGAACCAAUUGUUGGAACAGGUCGGAACAUAACAGCCGACAAUUGGUUCACUGAUGUUGACUUGGUUGAUGAACUGAGAAAAAAGAAACUGUCCUACGUUGGCACUGUAAGAAAAAAUAAAUCAGCGUUGCCACCAGAUUUUGUGAAUGUGAAAGGAAGAAAACAAUAUAGCAGUAUGUUUGCAUUCAAUGAUGGCAAAGUUCUGGUUUCCUACAUCCCUCGUGAAAGGAAAAAUGUCAUUCUUCUAUCCUCCCUUCAUAAUGACUCAACAAUUGACCCUGAUUCUGGAGAGCGGAAGAAGCCUGAGAUUAUAACUUUUUAUAAUCAGACAAAAAGUGGUGUCGAUACUGCAGAUCAAAUGUGCAUGACAUACAGUGUAAGCCGGAACACCAAGCGCUGGCCAAUGGAUUUUUUUGCAAUGCUGAAUGUGGGUGGUAUCAAUUCACAAGUUAUCUACAUGUGCAAUGAACUACAACCCCUGCGCAGAAGAAUGUAUCUGAAAAAACUGGCGAAUGAACUGGUUUAUGGAGAGCUACAGAGAAGAAGUAUGAAGACAACUGGAAUUCCCAGCAGCCUACAAGUUCGUCUGAAGAGAUAUCGCCCCAGUGCUGAUGAUGAUCGAGAGAAGUCGCCCACGCAAGAACCUCCCAAGAGGCGUAAAUGCAUCACUUGUGCUGCGGAAACUGGCCACAGAAGGCUGUCGAAUUACGAAUGUCAUGAUUGCCAUGAGGCGAUUUGCCUAUCUCAUGCCAAUAUGGUAUGCCAAGGCUGCACUGCAACCCGCCAACAAAUUGUUGAAUCAGAGAGUGAAUCUGACUAA